AUGGCGCUGGCUGCCGCCGCGGCCGCCGCGGCCGCCGGGGUGAGCCAGGCGGCAGUGCUGGGCUUCCUGCAGGAGCGCGGCGGGAAGGUGCCCAGCUCGGAGCUGCUGAGCCGCUUCAAGCCGCUGCUGGAUGCCGGCGACCCGCGCGGCCGCGCCGCCCGCAGGGACCGCUUCAAGCAGUUCGUUAACGACGUGGCGGUGGUGAAGGAGCUCGACGGCGUCAAGUUUGUGGUGCUGAGGAAGAAGUCACGGCCCCGGGAAGGUCCCGAGCCCCUGCCCGCCUGCACCCCCGGGACGCCCGCCCCGCCGUCGAAGCCCACUUCCCUCUCCCCAGAGGAAGAUACUGUCCCGGGAGCUCCAUCCCGGGCCUGGGCGCAGCAGUCGGUGGGACCACCAGAGGACCCGGCUCCGCCAUCAGAGCCACAGGACACCGCCGUGGCUCUGGCCCCUGAGUCUACUCAGCCGACUGGGGAGCUGUCGUUAGGCUCGGCCCAGCAGCCAGGGAGGCCCGCCGACCCCCAGGUUCCAGGUUUUGAGCUUGCCCUGCCCUGCGAAGGACUCUCCGCAGACGUGGCCCCAGCGCCUGGGGCGUCGUCGGAGGCGGCCUCGUCCCGCGCAGAGCCGCAAGACCCAGAACGCGGGCCUGGGUCACCGAAAGGGCCGCCACCACCCCCUCCGCGCGCGCCGUCGCAGAAGCCCUGCAUGCUGCCGGUGCGCUGCGUCCCGGGCCCCACCGCGCUCCGAAUCCGGGCAGAGGAACAAGGCCUGCGCCGGCAGCUGUCGGAGGAGCCGAGCCCGCGGAGCUCCCCGCUGCUGCUGAGGCGGCUCUCCGUGGAGGAGUCCGGCCUGGGCCUCGGCCUGGGCCCGGGCCGCUCUCCGCACCUGAGGCGCUUGACGCGCGCCGGCCCGCGACUGCUGAGCCCCGACACCGAGGAGGUGGCCGCCGCGCCGCCACCGUCCGCCGUGCCCCUGGAGCCGGCCGAGCACGAGUGGCUAGUGCGGGCGGCCGGUGGACGCUGGACCCACCAGCUGCACGGGCUGCUGCUGCGCGAUAGCGGCCUGGCGGCCAAGCGCGACUUCAUGUCUGGCUUCACGGCCCUGCAUUGGGCCGCCAAGAGCGGCGACCGCGAGAUGGCGCUGCAGCUGGUAGAGGUCGCGCGGCGUGGGGGAGUGCCCGUCGAUGUGAACGCGCGCUCACACGGCGGCUACACGCCACUGCACCUGGCCGCUCUGCACGGCCACGAGGACGCCGCCGUGCUGCUCGUGGUGCGCCUGGGUGCGCAUGUGCACGUGCGUGACCACAGCGGGCGUCGCGCUUACCAAUACCUGAGGCCUGGCUCCUCCUAUGCUCUGCGCCGCCUACUAGGAGACCCAGGCUUGGGAGGUGCAACGGAGCCAGAUGCGACUGGUGGCGGAAGUGGCAGUCUUGCAGCCCGGCGCCCCGUGCAAGUGGCUGCCACCAUCCUCAGCUCCACCACCAGUGCGUUUCUGGGUGUCCUGGCAGACGACUUGAUGCUCCAGGACCUGGCCCGUGGGCUAAAGAAAUCGAGCUCAUUCAGCAAGUUCUUGGGUGCCUCGCCCAUGGUUCCACGUAAAAAGACAAAGAUCCGUGGUGGCCUGCCAGCCUUCUCUGAAAUCUCUCAUCGACCUACUCCGGGGCCUUUAGCUGGUCUAGUGCCUAGUCUGCCCCCAGCAACCUGA
This is a messenger RNA of Cynocephalus volans (Philippine flying lemur), 1701 nucleotides long. It is a transcript of the gene SOWAHA, whose product is annotated as sosondowah ankyrin repeat domain family member A. Gene Ontology annotation, molecular function: protein binding. The transcript has a single exon. Lineage: Eukaryota; Metazoa; Chordata; Mammalia; Dermoptera; Cynocephalidae. Bases 1 to 1701 code for a protein of 566 amino acids. The record is from RefSeq and is a predicted model, not a curated record.